UCCUCCUCCGCGGCCCCGCGCGCUUCCUUUGCCCGCGCAGGAGGCAGGAAGGGAGCGGCCGGAGGGAUGGAGCGGAUCCCGGCAGGGAUGCGGUAGCUGCCGGGACGCGGUGAAGCUGCCACUCCCAAACCUCUCUGCAAUGGCCUCAGGGAAUGAUGGGGACCCUCCACAGCUGGAGGGACACCGGGGGAGCCUCCUGCUCAGCUCAGAGGGCCGGGUGGCGGAGGAGGCCGAGGAGGUGUUCCGCAGCUACGCCUUCUACCGCUACCAGCAGGAGCGCGCCGAGCGAGGGGCAGAGCUGCUGCCCGACCCCGAGAUCGAGCAAAUCCAGCAGGACCUGGACAGCACCAGCAGCGAGGUGGGGCACCGCUUGGCCAUCAUCGGCGAUGACAUCUGCCGGCGCUACGAGGCCGAGUUCCGCACCAUGCUGGAGAGCCUGCAGCCCACGCGCGACAACGCCUUCGAGAACUUCACCAAAAUCGCCUCCAGCCUGUUCGAGAGCGGCAUCAACUGGGGCCGUGUGAUCGCCCUGCUGGCCUUUGGUUACCGCCUGGCCAUGCACGUGUGGCAGUGCGGGCUGGGCGGCUUCCUGCGCCGCAUCGCGCGCUUCCUGGGAGAAUUCAUGCUGCACCACCGCAUCGCCCGCUGGAUCGCGCAGCAGGGAGGAUGGGCGGCCGCGAUUCGCCGCUACAAUGAGAUUUACAUCAAGUUCGUGCUGGUGGCAGCCGUGGUGCUGCUGGGACACCUGGUGGUGCGGCGCUUCUUCCCCUCCUGAGGGACACCGAGCACCCCCCGCCCUGCCCACACCCCCAGGAACCUCCAGGACAGAGCGUGGCUUGGGGCUGGCACCCUCCUGCUGCAGGCUCGGGGGUCUGUGCACCCCCAGGACAGGACUGGGGACAGGGGGGCUCUGCUCUGUUGUGUUUGGUGCCUCAAAAAGCUGCUGAGGAGGGGGCAGCUCUGGGAGGGGACAUUUUUGGGAUGAGACAUUUUUGGGAUGGGGACAUCUCUGGGAUUGGACAUUUUUGGGAUGAGGACAUUUUUGGGAUGAGGACAUCUCUGGGUUGGGAUGUUUUUGGGAUGAGGCAUCUCUGGGAGGGGACAUCUCUGGGACUGCCAGCUCCUCUGGAGGAGCAGAGGGGUGUGACAAUGCCCCAGUGGCACUGUGUGACAAUGUCCUGUGCCCCUGGGGCAGGAACAGAGGGGCGUGACAAUGCCUCGGUGGCAGUGUGUGACAAUGUCCUGUGCCCCUGGGGCAGGAACAGAGGGGCGUGACAAUGCCUCGGUGGCAGUGUGUGACAAUGUCCUGUGCCCCUGGGGCAAGAACAGAAGGGUGUGACAAUGUCCCGGUGGCUGUGUGUGACAAUGCCCCAGUGACACUCUGGGACAAUGCCCCAGUGGCACUGUGUGACAAUGUCCUGUGCCCCUGGGGCAGGAACAGAGGGGUGUGACAAUGCCCCAGCGGCGCUGUGUGACAAUGUCCUGUGCCCUGGGGCAGGAACAGAGGGGUGUGACAAUGCCCCAGUGACACUGUGUGACAAUGCCGCGGUGGCACUGUGUGACAAUGUCCUGUGACAAUGCCCCUGGGGCAAGAACAGAAGGGUGUGACAAUGCCCCGGUGACACUGUGUGACAAUGCCCUAGUGGCACUGUGUGACAAUGUCCUGUGCCCCUGGGGCAAGAACAGAAGGGUGUGACAAUGUCCCGGUGGCUGUGUGUGACAAUGUCCUGUGACAAUGCCCCUGGGGCAAGAACAGAAGGGUGUGACAAUGCCCCAGUGACACUGUGUGACAAUGCCCCGGUGACACUCUGUGACAAUGCCCCAGUGGCACUGUGUGACAAUGUCCUGUGACAAUGCCCCUGGGGCAGCAGCAGAGCCCCUCCCCACCCCUGGCAGCCGCACCCCCGUGGUUGAGGAUCCCACUCGUGGCUGCUGCAGCUCCCAAAGCCCGGCGUUCUCCCGGAGCUCCCUGGGAAUCCCAGCACUAAAUUCAGCGGCCCUGCCCUCCCUGGCCCCCAGUUGGGCUCCUGGCCCUCACUGGGAGGCUCUGGAGCUGCAGCCGUGCCUGGAGCAGCCCAUGCAGGGAUUUGUCCUGGUUCUGUUCCUGACCAAUGCUUGAGUGAUUUUGGGGUGAGGAGGGGAGCAAGCUCCUCUCCCCCAUCCCAAACCUUCCUGAUUUUUGCCAACCAGAGAAUUCAGGGAAUUAUUCCCUGUCCUGCCCAAGCUGCAGAUAAAGGAUUCCUCCUUUUUCUCCUCUUAGCAGGACCAGCCUGAAUUUUUGAACACUCACAUUUCUCCUGUCCCUGCCUCUUUUUUUAACAGAAUAAUGAACUUUUCAGCCUGCUCCCAUAACUGAGCUUGGCAUUUUGCUCCUGGCUGUUCCUGCAGGAUCCCUUCUCCCUGAUUGCAAUGCUCUGGGCUGUGCUUAAGAGAAAAGCAUUAAAAUAUUUCCUUUAUUUUCACUCCUGCUUGCACGUGUUUGCCCCGUGCAGGGCAGCACAGCUUGGCCAUGCUCAGGGUUUGUGGCCACAACUCAGUUUUUUGUGGCCACAGCUCAGGUUUUGUGGCCCUGCUGGCUCACCUGAGCCCCCCUGGCUGCUUUUUCCCUCUUGCAGGUGCAUUUCUCCACACAAAAUUCCCUUUUCCCAGCUUGGGAUUUCGAGUUUCAAGCCCUUCCUGUGCUGUGAACCAGUUGAACCAGUUGAACCAGUACGAUUCCCCCUCCUCCCCAGCUCCUUUUUGGGUGCAAACACCACCAGAUGGAGCCUUUUGCCCACCAUGGGUACGAGCCACUCACGUUAUUUCCCUUUUUUCUGCUAAUCAGCCCCUUGAUUGACAAAUUACCAUCGGUUCUCUGCUGGGCUUGUGUGUCCAGCAGGACUUUUCAGAGUCCUUGGAAAAAAUAAAAAUCAGCUUUAAUUCACUACUUCAGCCACACUCCUGGAACUCCAGUGGAUCAGGGAGAGCUUUUGGUGCUCAUCUAUUCUCAUUUCCCAGCUUCCCCUUGCAGCUGUGAGGCCAUAAAAGAUAUUUUCCAGAUUUAUGGGAAAAGAUUGAACCUUGUGAAAUCCAGAACACAGGAGAGAACUUUUCAAUAGGUGCUGCACAAAGGAAAAAUUCCACUUGAUCCGUUUUUCUCAGGGGAUUUGCAGGAGGAGGAGUCUCUCAGGGUGUCAGUGCCUCUCCUCCCUCUGCUCUCAGCUCUUCCUGGCUGUGCUUUCUGGGUGGAAAAAAAGCUGGAAUUGGGGUUGUGGGAGUGGUGAACUGGGACUGUGCCCCAGCCCUGCAUGGCCAUAGGAGAAAGAGCCUCGGGACAUUUCCUGGUGCCAGGAGGGAAAUUCCUGGAGGGCUGGCAGGAGGAAUUCACCCUGGAGGAAUUCACCCAGGAGGAUUUAUCCAGGAGGAUUUCACCCAGGAGGAAUUCACCCAGGAGGAUUUAUCCAGGAAGAAUUCACCCAGGAGGAAUUCACCCUGGAGGAUUUAUCCAGGAGGAUUUCACCCUGGAGGAAUUGAUCCAGGAGGGAUUUUUCCAGGAGGAUUUAUCCAGGAGAAUUCACCCAGGAGGAAUUGAUCCAGGAGGAAUUCACCCUGGAGGAUUCAUCCAGGAGGAAUUCACUCUGGAGCAUUCACCCUGGAGGAUUUAUCCAGAAUUCACCCAGGAGGAAUUCACCCUGAAGGAUUUAUCUGGGAGAAUUCACCCUGGAGGAUUCACCCUGGAGGAUUUAUCCAGGAGGAAUUCACCCAGGAGGAAUUGAUCCAGGAGGGAUUUUUCCAGGAGGAUUUAUCCAGGAAGAACUCACCCAGGAGGAAUUCACUCUGGAGGAUUUAUCAAGGAGAAUUCACCCUGGAGGAAUUGAUCCAGGAGGGAUUUAUCCAGGAGAAUUCACCCAGGAGGAAUUCACCCUGGAGGAUUCAUCCAGGAAAAUUCACCCAGGAGAAUUCACCUUGGAGGAUUUAUCUGGGAGAAUUCACCCUGGAGGAUUUAUGCAGGAAAAAUUCACACUGGAGGAAUUCACCCUGGAGGAUUUAUCUAGGAAGGAUUUUUCCAGGAGGAUUUAUCCAGGAGAAUUCACCCUGGAGGAUUUAUCCAGGAAAAUUCACCCAGGAGGAAUUCACCCAGGGAGAUUUUUCCAGGAGGAAUUGAUUCAGGAGGGAUUUUUCCAGGAGAAUUCACCCAGGAGGAUGGGGUGGUGCAUGGAAAAGGGGUGAGACCCCCAAGGAAUCUCAUUUCCUCCUCUUGGGAUUGUUUUCCCUCCUCUUGAGCCAUUUUUACACCUUCUGAGCCUCUCUUUACUCCAACUGAGCCUAUUUGAGGGUGGCUUUCGAUCCCACUCAUGGAUGGAGGAGUCUGUCCCACCUCUCUGAGCCCUUGCAGCCCUUCCUGAGCCAGCCCUGAGCUCUGGGAAGGUGGGACAAGGACACAAAACUUGUUUUUUCCAUGGGGACAAGAGGGGAAAUCCACAGGUUGUCCCAGAAGGAGGGACCUGCAGGUCACCUUGGGACUGUGUGGGACACACUGGGGUGGCUUUGACCUGAAAAAAACAACAAAACCCAAACCAAAACCAUUUGUUUUUACAAAUAAUCUGUUUUUAAAUGAUGUAAUAUAUAUAAAUCUAUAUCUAUGUCAAAAUAAAAAUGGUACACAGAGUGCAAACUCA
Catharus ustulatus (Swainson's thrush) is the source of this 4658-nucleotide messenger RNA. It is a transcript of the gene BAK1, whose product is annotated as BCL2 antagonist/killer 1. Bases 140 to 775 code for a protein of 211 amino acids. The record is from RefSeq and is a predicted model, not a curated record. Gene Ontology annotation, molecular function: protein homodimerization activity; protein heterodimerization activity. Gene Ontology annotation, biological process: intrinsic apoptotic signaling pathway in response to DNA damage; extrinsic apoptotic signaling pathway in absence of ligand; regulation of apoptotic process. Gene Ontology annotation, cellular component: mitochondrial outer membrane. The transcript has 6 exons. Lineage: Eukaryota; Metazoa; Chordata; Aves; Passeriformes; Turdidae.